Parathielavia appendiculata is the source of this 1920-nucleotide messenger RNA. RefSeq names its product mitochondrial ribosomal protein. NCBI's taxonomy places the organism in Eukaryota, Fungi, Ascomycota, Sordariomycetes, Sordariales, Chaetomiaceae. Gene Ontology annotation, biological process: mitochondrial translation. Gene Ontology annotation, cellular component: mitochondrial small ribosomal subunit. Gene Ontology annotation, molecular function: structural constituent of ribosome. The transcript is spliced from 2 exons. Bases 94 to 1557 code for a protein of 487 amino acids. The record is from RefSeq and is a predicted model, not a curated record.
GAAGCAGCCUCGGUCAGCAGCCAUUGGCGACUCGGACGGCACCCCACGAUGCAAUAGAAAGUCGCGGUUGCCGACAGACGACACACACUCAACAUGUCGGCGCCCAAUUGCCUGCGCUGCCUCUUGCGGCCAUCGGCGGGAAUUCCAGUAUCUUCGCUUCCUCGAUCAACGCCGUUCGCCCUCGUCCGCGCAGCUCCCUUCACAACGACGACCGCAAAUCCACGCCCCAAGAAGGAGGCCCAGGCCGACGGGAAGCCGAAGAACCACACCCGCGCCGGCAAGAAGCUGAAGCUCGGCAAGUUCAAGAAGGAGAAGGUCGGUGACAGGGGAAGGCCCCCGCUGCCGGGCGAGCGCAAGGCCUACCGCAAGCGCAUCACCCUCAGCAACGACAAUGCCAUUCCCGUGCCGUGGCUGACCGACCUGGGCUCGGCCGAUUUGGCCAAUCCAGCCAAUAUGGCCAGGGUCAUGGCUUUACCCGUCGAGCUACAGGACCAGCUGCGCGCCAGCGAGGCCUUCAAGCCCACACAGUGCUGGGGCAUGUUCAGGAAACCCGCCGUCCUGGUGCGCAAGGAGACGGUCGACUUGGCGAACAGGAUGCAGAAUGCCGUCGACAAGAGGCAGACGUUGCGCCUAGUCGUCACUGGUGACAAGGUGACCGGUAAGAGCAUGAUGGUGCUCCAGGCCAUGGCCCACGCCUAUCUGAACAACUGGGUCGUUAUCCACAUACCAGAAGCCCAGGAACUCACCACCGCUUGUACCGAAUACGCCCCCAUCCCCAAUACCGACCCGGUGCAGUACAUGCAACCCGUCUACGUGCUCAAGCUCCUCCAAGCCAUCAAGCGCGCCAACGAGAACGUUCUUGCCAGAACUUACACCGUGAACCCCCAUCCAGAGCUCUCGCAAUCCGUUCCGCCCAACACGCCGCUCCUGGCGCUCGCCAACGCCGCCAAGGAACCCGAUGCCGCCUGGCCCGUCUUCCAGGCCCUGUGGAGCGAGCUGACGACGCAGGGCGCCAACCGCCCGCCCAUCCUCCUCUCGGUGGACGGGCUCGCUCACAUCAUGAAGAUCUCGGACUACCGCUCGCCGGCCUUUGACCUGAUCCACUCACACGACCUGGCCCUGGUGCGCUUGUUCGCCGACGCGCUCGGCGGCGCCGUGCAGCUACCCUCGGGCGGCGCCGUCAUCGCCGCCACGGCCCGCAACAACGCGCCCCGCACCCCGAGCAUGGAGCUCGCCCUCGCGCAGCGCGAGGCCGAACAGGCCCGCGCCGAGGCCCAGGCCAACGGGUUGGAUCCGAACGCCGUCGAGGUUCCGCAGAAGGACCCCUUUUUCCGUGGCUAUGAUGACCGCGUCGAGGCCGUCCUGCGCUCGGUGCAGGUGCUGCGCGUCCGUGGCGUCGACAAACUCGAAGCGCGCGCGCUCAUGGAGUAUUGGGCGGCCAGCGGCAUGCUGCGGGCGACGGUGGACGAGAAGACGGUGACGGAGAAGUGGACGCUGGCGGGGAGCGGCGUGCUGGGCGAGAUGGAACGGGCUGCGCUGCUGACGAUGCGAAUUUGAGGAGUCGUGUUUGUAAACUACCUAUGGGAUGGGUUGUAUAGAAGAGAUGUAAACUGUACUGUGAUAGAGGCCAAGUUUGUCCCGCAUUCAAGUCACCGCCUUUACAAUGGUAUGAUCACUGAUGCGUCAACCACUAUGGGUUUGAGGCACACACAAGACUUCAGUCUUAACUGCAUUUCACUUCCCAACCAACAGGACUACGCCGCUACAUCAUAAGGGACCAAACCGUUACAACCGCCUUCGCCAUUCAGCCAUUCGAUUCCCUAGCUGACCCCUACAAACGCCGUGUUUGACAUAAAACAGUAACCUAAGUGCAGCAGCUCACGCAAGUCAUGACCAUCCCAGGCAGCACCCUCACAGCUC